AUGCAAUCGCUUUUCAAUGGCCUCAUUCGACAUAGGAUGAGACCCCUGCUGCUCUCUUUCUCGAUUCUGGCCCUCUUCUGGCCCCUCUGUGAUGCUCAGUGCUCGAGAACGCCCGUAAGUGAAAAUGGUUGCAUUAAACGUGGAAAGCUGCACCAUGUUCACACAGUAUGGAGAACCAACAACUGUGAAAGGUGUGAAUGCAAACCAGAAGCAAUGGUUUGCUGCAGCCGAGUGCUCACGCCUACCAAGUACAACAGGGAGAAAUGCAUCCCCAUGUUCCACAAGCCCACCUGCUCGAUCCGCGUGGUGAAGAAAAACAACCCUUCGGCAUUCUGCAGGGUCUUUUCCGCGGUCGGAUAG
Molecule: messenger RNA, 360 nt
Organism: Heteronotia binoei (common prickly gecko)
Lineage: Eukaryota; Metazoa; Chordata; Lepidosauria; Squamata; Gekkonidae
Gene: MSMB
Product: microseminoprotein beta
Exons: 4
Coding region: 1-360 (119 amino acids)
Source: RefSeq, a predicted model, not a curated record